Messenger RNA from Caenorhabditis sp. 36 PRJEB53466, 1168 nucleotides. The record is from the annotation of a GenBank genome assembly. Lineage: Eukaryota; Metazoa; Nematoda; Chromadorea; Rhabditida; Rhabditidae.
AUGAGAUUACCGUUCAUCCUCUUCUUUGCCCUCUUCCCGUUUCCCGCCUACGCAUUCAUUGUCGGCGGGUGCAUUGGUCCCAAGUCGGUGCUCGAGAGGUUUUUGAACGAUAAGCAGAAGACGGAAUUGAGGAAGUUGGUGCAUAACAAGUUCGACGGAUCCAAUGCUGAACAGGUGAGUUCGAACAUUACUAAUAUGUUCAGUUUUUUUCGUUUCAAAUAAAUCAACAUUGCAAAGUUAGGGUCCGAUUUAAUGAUAGACAAUAGCUAGUGGGUUCAAUGCACCAUAAUUGCUCCAGAUUCUCGAAGAAACGAAUCGAUAUGUUUACGGCCACGUCACCGAAGAGCAAUGGCACUCCAUUGUCCCCGAACUCGCGGAAUAUCAAGCCAAGAAGCACGAGUGCUCAGUUUACGCCCAACUUUUACCCAAACAACUCUACCAACAGCUUCUGGUACGGUUUCUGUACAACAUUUGCACGUGUUUCGACCCUUUUUGUUCUAGAAAUCAGUGCUUAGAGCUUCCGAGAUGGGCGCUUCGAAGUACGACGUCAAACGGCUCGUUGACGACUAUGUGGAGCGGCUCGCCAAGAAUGGAGUACUUCCGGAUGUGAUGGAUAAGACACCUACAGUAAUCCUCCGCGUAUUUUCAGUCUAUAUGACUCUUUCUCUUCCAGAUGCCACGUGUCACACUUCCAGAAUCCGAAAUCGCAUCGCAAAGUUACCGGAAAUACCCGAAAAAGCCAAAGAUGCCACAAACAAACAAAAAUAACGGAAGGGGUGUCAUGUAAGUGACAAAUUAUGUUUCAUUUUUCAUAAAAAUGACUUUUCCAGUCAUCCAACAUUGAUUGGAUAUCCAGAAGGUCAGAGAAGACCGAAUAACCGAGAGGGAAAGAAGAUAAACGGGCAGAAUAUGGGCAAGAACUCGGGCAGAAUGGGCGGAGUCCUGCCGGAUAAUCUGGGCAUUCCAAUGUUCCCGAUUGCCAGACCGUAAGCGCACACGUCCAACUGAUACAGUAAUCUGUUUCUUUAGAACAUCAUUCGACCUUGGUGAGUUUAUGGAACGAGGCUCCAACAACGGAAGAGCCAACCAUCGAACACCGCAGAACUUCCGACGAUUCCCGGAGCAUGAGUGUGACUACUACGCAGGACCCUGCUCCACGUCAUUCUAG